CUCCAACCCGCUGCUCCAUCCAUUUGAAAUGAUUCUCGACGAAUUCUGAAUUAUUAUCUGACUGUUGUUUGAAUUCGAACCCAUCAAAAAACAAUGGCUCUAUCACCAUUACUGCAACAAUACGUCUCCAAGAUCCCCAUCAUCUCCGUCACAUUCAUCAUCAUCACAAUCGCCGCCGCGUUGCUGAUACCUGUACUAAUCCGUUACAAAAACUCUGCUGCAACAACAAGCAGCAGCAGAUCACGUCGUCGACCGCCGCCGCCAGGGCCGUGGAAGCUGCCGGUGCUCGGCAACCUCCACCAGCUUGUCUCCGACCUGCCGCACCACCGCCUCCGCGACCUGGCCCAGACCCACGGCCCGGACGUGAUGGGCCUCCAGCUCGGGGAGCUCUCCUACAUCGUGGUCUCGAGCCCAGAGGCCGCCAGGGAAGUGCUGAAGGCCCACGACCUCAACUUCGCGACCCGGCCCUGGCUGCUGGUGUCGGAGAUCGUGUUCUACGGCGCGCAGAACAUCGGCCUGGCGCCCUACGGCGAGCACUGGCGGCAGAUGCGCAAGAUCUGCGUCAUGGAGCUUCUGAGCUCCAAGAGGGUUUCAUCCUUCCGGCCAAUUAGGGAAUCGGAGGUCUCCAAGCUGGCCGCCGCCGUCUACGGCGGAGUUGGGGGAAGCGUUGACCUAGGCGGGCUCGUGGCGGCGGCGACGAGUGGGAUUACUUUCAGGGCGGCGUUUGGGAUGGCGAAGGAGACGAUGAGUAAAGAAGCUACCUUCUCGGGUUUGAUUGAGGAUAUUGUGGUUGCUACGGGAGGUUUGAGAGUGACGGAUGUUUACCCUUCUCUGAAAUUUCUGCCGUAUUUGACUGGGUAUAGAUCUCAUCUCACCAGAAUGCAUCUUGCUACUGAUGCUUUGCUUCAAGAAAUCGUUGAUGAACACAAAGUUCGACGAGAUCGAGGUGGAAGAAGCGGUGAAGGUGCUGCUGAUGAUCUGGUGGAUGUUCUUCUUAAUCUUCAGGAGGAUGAAAGCCAUGAGUUGGAGAUCCCCUUGACUACAGAGGCAAUCAAAGCAGUCAUUUUGGAUAUAUUCUUGGCUGGGAUUGAGACGAGCUCGACAACAGUGGAGUGGACCAUGUCGGAAUUGAUGAGAAGUCCGGAUGUUAUGCGAAGAGUACAAGAAGAGGUGCGGCGAACGAUUGGUGGUGAGAAGAAUGUGGACGAAGAGUGUCUUCACGAUCUGACUUAUUUGGAUCUGGUUAUUCAGGAGAGUUUGAGAUUGCACCCUCCGCUUCCUCUGCUUCUUCCGAGAGUAGCUCGGGACAGGGUUGAGAUCAUGGGAUACGAGAUUCCUGUCGGAACUAAAGUGAUCAUCAAUGCGUGGGCUAUUGGGCGAGAUUCUCGUUGUUGGCAAGAGGCUGAUGAAUUUAAGCCUGAACGAUUCCUCAACCGUGCGAGUGAUUUCGAAUCAAUCCCUUUUGGUUCUGGAAGAAGAAUGUGUCCGGGAAUGUCGUCCGGAUUGGCUGUUGUGAAGCUUGUAUUGGCGAAGCUGCUCUAUCAUUUUGACUGGCAGCUUCCUGUUGGAAUCACCCCCGAAACUCUUGACAUGACUGAGCGUUUCGGCUCCGGGGUCAGAAGAAAGCAUAGCUUGCACUUGAUACCAAUAGCACACGACAUUGCAAUGCUGUGAAAGGAUGAGAAGAUUGAGAAAUGCUUGCCCCAGAAAGAUUGAGCUUCAAGUUCAUUCUCCUCUUUUCAUGUCCUUUUAAUAAUGUUGUGCCCCUAAGAUUUCAAUCAGGCCUUGUUAUCUGUUAAGAUCGUACUUCAUGAUCCAAUUCUUAUUACUCCCUCGGUUUUCCUCUCUUGCUUUGGGUUUUUAUCGGCAAUGACUCAACCUGUGACUUGCUGUAUAUUUGUAUAGUUCUCAAGCUCUUCCGAGAAAAGGAUAAUGGCAUUAAGGGCAAGGAAAACAGGGGAAGAAACUGUUGUAACCUACAGAACAGAGGACUCUUCUCAAAACCAAGAACGUGAAAGAGAAAAUAGCAGAAGAAAGCAGUGAUGGAGCUAACAAGCUACAUGUGUAAAGCUAAACAAAGAUGUUCCAAUUAGCAGAGAUUACAUUACACGAGAUGCAGUAUUCAAACUGUAAUGGAACAACUACAAGAGGCCUAGAACUUAAUGACUAUGCAAGAAAUAUCAUCCGAGCUGUUCCGAUUGAGUGCCUCGUCGGUGAGCCGCUUCGCUGCUGCACGAGCGUCCUUCACGUCCUUGAUAGCAUCCACCGCUUCCUGGUUCGACAUUACCUAUACAGCCAGCAACAUGUAUAAUGCCAGUGCGAUCAAUUCGCGGUACUAGUAAUGGUGCCAAUCAAACGAAGAACAUAGAUAGACGGUACUACAAGUCUACAACCUUCCACAGGCCGUCACUGGCUAGUAUAAUGCAAUCGGUGUCUUCAUCAUCGACCAUUUCGACCACGACGUCUGGGUCUGAGCUCAGGUGCUGCUUCAAACUCUUGUCCCCAAAUGCUCUAGCCACGGCCAAUUGCCCAUCCACUCUUGCAACAUCCCCUGCAACAAACAAUGUCGA
Messenger RNA from Linum tenue, 2570 nucleotides. NCBI's taxonomy places the organism in Eukaryota, Viridiplantae, Streptophyta, Magnoliopsida, Malpighiales, Linaceae. The record is from the annotation of a GenBank genome assembly.